Molecule: messenger RNA, 1101 nt
Organism: Leptosia nina
Lineage: Eukaryota; Metazoa; Arthropoda; Insecta; Lepidoptera; Pieridae
Source: the annotation of a GenBank genome assembly
AUGACUUCGAAGGAAACGGUUAUUUCGAUAAACGGCACAAAGAAUGGAAAUGGAAGAGAGAGCCAAGCCGCAACCGUCAAUAUACUCUGCUUGGAUAUAACAAAGUACAGCCUUGCUGUACAAUUUACUCUUUGUUGUUUUUUUGUAUUUAUAUUUUAUCUCGCCUAUGGAUACUUCUUAGAGUUGAUAUUCUCAGAUCCUGACGUGGCACCAGUAAGCCUUUAUAUUACGUUUAUCCAGUUUCUCAUAACUAUGUCCUUAAGUCAUGUGGAGUCUGCUAUUCGGAAUCCUAUUAAAAGAAAGGUACCCCUAAGAACUUACGCAAUAUUAGCAGCUUUGACACUAGGUACUAUGUCCUUAUCGAAUCUGGCUUUAAGUUACCUGAAUUACCCCACCCAGUUGAUUUUCAAGAGUUGUAAGCUUAUACCAGUUAUGAUUGGAAGUAUUAUUAUCUUAGGAAAGAGAUAUGGCUUUCUGGAUUAUGUUGCUGCUAUAGUUAUGUGUGUCGGAUUGACUAUGUUCACACUGGCUGAUUCGAAAACGUCACCAAACUUUGACUUUGUUGGAGUGAUAGUAAUCUCUCUUGCGUUGCUUUGUGAUGCCAUCAUUGGUAAUGUCCAAGAGAAAGCGAUGAAGCAAUUUCAAGCUACAAAUAACGAGGUGGUCUUCUAUUCAUAUGCGAUAGCCAGCAUCUACUUAUUGGUAAUAACUGGAGUCAGUGGAAUUUUGAAGAAUGGAUUUAUUUAUUGUUCUAUUGAACCAAUGACAAUCUACAGCAAUAUAUUCUUACUAAGCCUAUGCGGGUACAUGGGGCUGCAAGCUGUUUUGACCCUAGUCAGAAUCUGUGGUGCUACCGUAGCUGUGACCGUUACCACCAUGAGGAAGGCUUUAUCUAUUGUUAUAUCUUUCUUGCUGUUUAGCAAGCCUUUUGUUUUCCAGUAUGUCUGGUCUGGUAUGCUGGUGGUAUUAGCGAUAUAUUUGAACCAUUACAGUAAGAAACAUCCAAAUUAUGUUCCUAGAGCCCUUAUUGUGUUUUGGCGUUACGUACAAUCAAUCUAUGAUUCGGAGUAUAGUGAAAAUGUAUCUAUAAAGACAACAUAG